Molecule: messenger RNA, 1479 nt
Organism: Nilaparvata lugens (brown planthopper)
Lineage: Eukaryota; Metazoa; Arthropoda; Insecta; Hemiptera; Delphacidae
Product: histone H3.3A
Exons: 4
Coding region: 284-694 (136 amino acids)
Cellular component (GO): nucleosome
Molecular function (GO): structural constituent of chromatin; DNA binding; protein heterodimerization activity
Source: RefSeq, a predicted model, not a curated record
UUUUUGGAAUCUUAGGUUGACUGCCUUGAAAUUUUCAACUGACCAAUAAAAUGAGGUAUUAUUCCUGCAAAUAGUAGAAGAGAAUAUCAGCUCUGCACGAAUCAGAGUGAGUCUUAUUAUGACCAAUCACAUUCAACUAUCAACGGAUUUUCACCAAUAGAAUGAUUUCAGCUUUACACUUUCGAUCAAGACGCUCGCCUUCUGUUGAUGAUUGUCGUGUUCUGUCGUUAUUCUGAUAUUUUGAAUUGAAAUUAUUUAAAAUACUUGUGUAAAGUGAUUAAAAAUGGCAAGAACCAAGCAGACCGCUCGUAAGUCUACCGGAGGAAAAGCCCCGCGUAAGCAGCUCGCCACUAAGGCCGCACGUAAAAGUGCACCGUCAACUGGUGGUGUCAAGAAACCUCAUCGUUACAGGCCCGGUACAGUAGCUCUGAGAGAAAUCAGGAGAUACCAGAAGUCGACUGAAUUGCUGAUCCGCAAGCUGCCGUUCCAGCGGCUUGUGCGUGAAAUCGCACAAGAUUUCAAGACUGAUCUUCGUUUCCAGAGCGCCGCCAUCGGUGCCUUGCAGGAAGCCAGUGAAGCCUACCUGGUGGGACUUUUCGAGGACACCAACUUGUGCGCCAUUCACGCCAAGCGCGUCACCAUCAUGCCCAAAGACAUCCAGCUUGCCAGGCGAAUUCGUGGCGAACGUGCUUAAUUUGAUACAUUUUUCAAGACUCACUGCCAGAGCAUUGUGUUUUUUUGUGUGCAUUUUCAAUGUAAACUCAAUUAUUUCAAUUUAUUACUGCAUAAACUUAAAAUGAUAAAAGUUUGUAUUAGUGUACCUGUUGAUGGUUCAAAGUUUUCUACACUCUCAUUUUGAAUGUAUGUUUGUUAAUUUUUAGUCUUAUUUUGCCUCUGUUCACCACCAGAAUAUAUUUUCUGUCAAGUUGACACAUUUUAACCAUCUAACUGUUAAUCAGUUGAGCUUGUACACUAAGUUCUUCAAAGGGCGAAGUACAGUAUUAUCCCUCCAAAUUGAAUGCUCUUGACAGGGUCUUGAUGUUACUACUUCAGCAUGAAAGGUAGCUCGCAAUAUCUAAAGUGUUCAAUUAUUCAUCUAAUUAAAAACUUUUCUCGACGAAAUAGUUACCUAUCAUGUAAAGUUUUAACAUUUCUACUUACAUCAGUGUUUUUUUUAUUCAGAGUACAGUACUAAGUUGUUUAAAGUGAUUGUGAAUGUACUCUCAACAUGGCGACAUAUUCCAAAUUGUGGUGAAGAGGCUGACACAAAAUUUAUAGUUUGUAUUUUUACACUUUUGAUGUAGGUAGUUGACUAAGCAGAAUGAAUGUUAUAUAAGUGAAUCUGGAAUGGUUUAUAAGUUCAUUAUUGUCGUUUAUGUUCUUUUGGAUUCUUUAGAUUAGUUAUUUUAUUAUUACUUACUAUAAUAAACAACUUAUGUCUUCGUUUCUAAGUAGGGUAAUAAAACUAUAAUAUGAGAA